Molecule: messenger RNA, 606 nt
Organism: Magallana angulata
Lineage: Eukaryota; Metazoa; Mollusca; Bivalvia; Ostreida; Ostreidae
Exons: 5
Coding region: 36-536 (166 amino acids)
Source: RefSeq, a predicted model, not a curated record
AGUAACAUAUGGUUCAUGAAUGUAGUUAAGGAAUAAUGGCAAAUGUUUUCACUGCAGCAAACUUACUGCCACGGUCGACAACACUGUCUGAUUAUAGGGGCCACGAUGCCACGAAACAUCGCGUGUACCCUCGAAUAUUGUCCCCUACCAGGCGAGCUAAUCCGCACCCUAUUGGAUUAAAAUAUCAGCUAAUCACUCAGAAAAAACCGUCUUACGGUAUUUGGCAUCCCGAUUUCCAUCAAAUAGGACAGAGGAUGCCUGAUAUGCUGAAACAUUUAGGUCACGUGAACUUCACAUGCUCAUUGCCAGUCAUCCACAAGUUGGAAUAUGGCAAACCCCCCAACAUCAGAUAUACGGAGACUACCACGGCCCGGAGAAGCUAUGUCCAGCCCUGCCGAUUCCCGCAACUGGUCAAGAUGAACCCUCACUCCAGGAAGACUAGAUAUGGCUACACCCCAGCGGCCUGUCGCAAGCCAGUCAAAGGAAUAGUGCCCAACUUGGAGUUGAAAGAAUAUGACCCAGUCCCCGAACUCUGAAACACAUUCAAAAUUCCACGCAGUAUAUAUCCAAUGCCCGUUUUAACUAAAUGAAAAAAUAAAACAAUAU